Plasmopara halstedii is the source of this 831-nucleotide messenger RNA. RefSeq lists its product as uncharacterized. The transcript has a single exon. The record is from RefSeq and is a predicted model, not a curated record. NCBI's taxonomy places the organism in Eukaryota, Oomycota, Peronosporomycetes, Peronosporales, Peronosporaceae. The coding region runs from base 1 to 831 and encodes 276 amino acids.
AUGCAAGUUGGUUCGAUCGACUCCUCCCGUUUGGCACCACUUCUUCACGCAAUCUCAAUGCCAUCCGAAUUGUACCCAUUCCCACAAACGUACCCGACCAUUCGUCUACCAUCACUCGCACCUCGCUUACCCACACUUCCAAGUCUCAUGACCACACUUGCGGCACAAGGAAGUUAUACUGGUUCAUCUAGUAAUUUAUCACCAUCAAAUACGUCGUCAUCGAUCUCAUAUAUCUUAAAUCCACCAACUCGUCAAGCGGUCGAAGUUUCACACCACAUGAUUCAACACCAAUUGUACCUCCCAACUUCUUCAUCUAAUGUGGUGUACCAUCCUUACAGGAAUACUGUUCCGUCAGUACCUAGUUCCAUGCAAUCAACUGAGACCAAGACGCAACCGAAGAAGAAACGUAAGACACGCAUUUGUAAGUCUGAAGGUUGUGAAAAAUACGUGGUAGACCGUGGAUUGUGUAUCCGUCAUGGUGGUGGUAAGCGUUGCUCUGUUGAGGAUUGCAAUUGCCGAGCGCAAAAUCGUGGUUUGUGUUGGAAACAUGGUGGGUACACACGCUGUACCGUGGAAGGAUGUACAAAACGUGCCAAAUCACGUGGCAUUUGUUGGUCCCAUGGAGGUGGUACUCGCUGCAAGCAUGGUGGAUGUUCCAAAAUUGCCGUCUCACAUGGAUUGUGCUGGGCACAUGGUGGUGGAAAACGUUGUUUAGUGGAUUCGUGCCAUAAACCUGCGUACGAACGGAAUGGUAACCUUUGUGCUGAACACGGUUCACAACGAACUCAAAGGGAACAAACGACAGCUGCAUUUACACUUGUCACGAAUUAA